Molecule: messenger RNA, 369 nt
Organism: Necator americanus (New World hookworm)
Lineage: Eukaryota; Metazoa; Nematoda; Chromadorea; Rhabditida; Ancylostomatidae
Exons: 1
Coding region: 1-369 (122 amino acids)
Source: RefSeq, a predicted model, not a curated record
AUGAUCGUUAUUGGUACGAUAGCGCGAAUGAAGUUUUUGACCGUUAAAAAUAGGCUUGUACUUGCGAAUGGGAAAUUUGGUGGAAACGACGGAAUUAAAAAUGCGAAUAUAUUUUCCUCUAGCAUUCCUGAGAUGACGAGGAUCGUCCCUUCAGAAUGGAUCAACGAAAGGGUGCCUGACUUAUGGAGACACGCUAUCACAAUUCCUCUCCACAAGAAGUUAUCCGCCACUGAACCAUCGAGAAUGUCACUGCUGCGUGUUAUGUACAAGUUUUUGGAGCGGAUUGUCCUGCAUCGACUGACAAAACGCCGCGAAGAAACAAUUCGCGACGAACAAGCUGGGUUUUCUGCAGAUUCCGUAAAUUCCUGA